Molecule: messenger RNA, 507 nt
Organism: Tupaia belangeri chinensis (Chinese tree shrew)
Lineage: Eukaryota; Metazoa; Chordata; Mammalia; Scandentia; Tupaiidae
Product: 60S ribosomal protein L11-like
Exons: 1
Coding region: 1-507 (168 amino acids)
Biological process (GO): translation
Cellular component (GO): ribosome
Molecular function (GO): structural constituent of ribosome
Source: RefSeq, a predicted model, not a curated record
AUGGCACAGGAUCAGGGUGAAAAAGAGAACCCCAUGUGGGAACUUCACCUCCGCAAGCUGUGCCUCAACAUCCUUAUGGGGGAGAGUGGAGACAGACUGACCAGAGCAGCCAAGGUGUUGGAGCAGCUCACAGGCCAGGCCCCUGUGUUUUCCAAAGCUAGAUACACUGUCAGAUCCUUUGGCAUUGGGAGAAAUGAAAAGAUUGCUGUCCACUGCGCAGUCUGUGGGGCCAAGGCAGAAAAAAUUCUGGAGAAAGGUUUAAAGGUAUGGGAGUAUGAGUUACAAAAAAAUAACUUCUUGGAUACUGGAAACUUUGGUUGUGGGAUCAAGGAACACAUGAAUCUGGGGAUCAGAUAUAAUCCAAGCAUUGGUAUCUAUGGCCUGGACUUCUAUGUUGUGCUGGGUAGGCCAGAUUUCAGCAUCUCAGACAAGCACAGGACAGGCUGCACUGGGGCCAAACAGAAUCAGCAAAGAGGAGGGCCUGCACUGGUUCCAGCAGAAGUAUGA